GUUUUUUUGUUUAUGUUCUGUCAUUAACUUUAAUGGUGAUUAAAUUUAUGUUCAAUUAACUCAACACAAUUAUCGAUAAUUGUUAAUUCUAAUUUAAGGUUAACUCUUUGUUUCAUUGGUACAAAAUUCUGAUCAUCUAACCAAUUAGUUAAUUCAAUUUGUCUGCUUACCUUUUUUACCUUUUCUUUUACCGUCCCUUUUGUUUGCCUAUCUUAGUGUAUUUAUUUGGUCUCUCUCUCUCUCUCUCCCCUUUAACUAUUAAUCAUUUGUUUCUCUCUGUUUUAAUAAGAAAAGCUUUAAACUGAUCAUAGCUUUUUCUCUCAUUUUUCUCUCUCUCCAUUGUUGAAGAAAUUUUAUUCGUAAAUUGUGUUGAUUAUUGGCCAACAGUUUGUUUGUUUCCUCUUCAGUAAAAUAUACUAACCAUGAUUAAGCUUUUCUCAUUGAAGAAUCAGAAGAAAGAAGGUGAUGGCUCUAAAUCGGAAUCUAGUCAAAAAAGAGCUUCAGCAGCUCAAUUACGAAUAACUAAAGACAUUAAUGAACUGACUCUACCUAAAACCUGUAACAUUGAAUUCCCUGAUCCGGAUGAUUUACUCAACUUUCAACUAGUUAUUAUGCCUGAUGAGGGUUUCUAUAAGGGGGGUAGAUUUAUAUUUAGUUUUAAAGUUAGCCCCAAUUAUCCACAUGAUCCACCGAAAGUCAAAUGUAAGACAAAGGUUUUCCAUCCCAAUAUCGAUCUUGAAGGAAAUGUUUGUCUUAAUAUUCUUCGUGAAGAUUGGAAACCCGUUCUUACAAUCAACUCAAUCGUUUAUGGUUUACAAUAUCUCUUUUUGGAACCAAAUCCAGAAGAUCCAUUAAAUAAAGAAGCUGCUGAUAUGUUACAAAACAAUCGUCGUCUUUUUGAACAACAUGUAAGAAAAGCAAUGCAAGGAGGAUCCAUUGGACGAAUACCCUUUGAAAGAUGUCUCAAGUGAAUUUAAAUGUUAACCUAUUCCCGGUGAUCGACCAUAAAUCAAAGCAAAUAAAAUGGAAAAAAAAGAGAAAUGUGAUGUCAAAUUGUACCUGAUUAAAAAACACAACAGUUAAACGGUGAUGAUGAUUAGAAUGGUGAAAGAUGAUGAUGUUGUCAUAACAUUUUUAUCAACCAACAAACUCACAUGCACAUACACACACACACACAUACAAACAUAACAAUAAUAAUACCUGUACUACUCCUAAUCUACAAUAUAUUAUAUAAUAUUAA
This is a messenger RNA of Panonychus citri (citrus red mite), 1240 nucleotides long. It is a transcript of the gene UbcE2M, whose product is annotated as NEDD8-conjugating enzyme Ubc12-like. The record is from RefSeq and is a predicted model, not a curated record. NCBI's taxonomy places the organism in Eukaryota, Metazoa, Arthropoda, Arachnida, Trombidiformes, Tetranychidae. Bases 423 to 971 code for a protein of 182 amino acids. The transcript is spliced from 4 exons.